ACAAGAGAUGCGACCCAGCUGUCGGAUUUAUGCGCUCUGCGAUGGCAAGAGGGGAUCAGAAAGCUUUCCGCGUCCCUGUGUGCUGGUGUGUGUGAGUGUGUGUGAGUGUGAGAGUGUGUGUGCUUACUGAGAACUAUUGGAUCAGGAACAGUGUGGACUUUUACAUGCUGCAUGGGAACACUACGCAGUGUUGGAUUAUAGGCUUUUUUCCGUGUUUUGUGCAGUUUCCUCGCGUCUCCUGCUGAAGUGCUCUCACAGUGACUGGAGUACAUGCUAUCAUGCCGAUGAGUAGUGGACUGGCGUGUAAGAACUACGAUUACGAGUACGACUCGUUGCAGCCGUACUUUUACAUCGACAACGAUGAGGAUUUCUACAGCCAGCUGCGGCAGCAGGCCCAAGCGCCCAGUGAGGACAUUUGGAAGAAGUUCGAGUUGCUGCCCACCCCGCCGCUUUCCCCCAGCCGGCGACCCUCUACUGCUGAGCAGCUGGAGAUGGUGAGCGAGUUACUCGGCGACGACGCGGUCAACCAGAGCUUCAUCUGCGACUCUGAUCCCUCGGUUUUGCUCAAGUCGAUCAUAAUCCAAGACUGCAUGUGGAGCGGCUUCUCGGCGGUCGCCAAGCUCGAGAAGGUGGUGUCCGAGCGGCUCGCGACUCUGCACGCGCGCAGGAGGAGUCUGUCCGCGUGCGCCGGCGCUGAGGGCGCGGACGGCGGCGGGGUCUAUCUGCAAGACCUCAGCGCCUCGGAGUGUAUCGAUCCCUCCAUGGUGUUUCCGUAUGCGCUCUCGGAAUCGCCCAAGUGCGCCAAACUCACUGCGCCUCCGGAUCCCGAGCCGCCCUUAGACACUCCACCCAACAGCAGCAGCAGCAGUAGCAGCAGCAGCAGCGAUUCAGAUGAUGAUGAAGAAGAGGAGGAGGAGGAGGAAGACGAGGAGGAUGAGGAAGACGAUGAGGAGAUCGAUGUGGUGACUGUGGAGAAGCGUCAGAGGAGGAGCGAGGUUGAGACAAGUGAAGCCAGGCAGCCCAGUCCGCUGGUGCUGAAGCGCUGCCACGUCUCCACACAGCAGCACAACUACGCCGCUCAGCCGUCCACGCGACAUGAACAUCCAGCUAGCAAGCGCCCACGCCUUGAAGCCUCCUCCCUGGGCCAUGGUAGCAGCCGGCACAGCAAACCAAGGAAGUGCACAAGUCCACGCACGUCAGAUUCGGAGGACAACGACAAGCGGAGGACACACAAUGUGCUGGAGCGUCAGCGUCGCAACGAACUUAAACUGAGCUUUUUCGCCCUACGUGAUGAGAUCCCUGAGGUGGCAAACAAUGAAAAGGCAGCCAAGGUUAUGAUCCUGAAGAAAGCAGCAGAGUGCAUCCACAGCAUGCAGGGAGAUGAACGGAGGCUGCUGUCCAUCAAAGAACAGCUGAGGAGAAGGAGUGAACUAUUAAAACACAGAUUACAGCAGUUACGGAGGUCUCAGCUAUAAAAAAAAAAAAAGCAGAGAAAACACUUUAAAGACUUUAAAGAAAAAAAGACUCUUAAGAACUGUUCCUCAUUUUUUAAUGCAAGUUGUGCAUAUUUUGAUUUAUUUUGCUGUUUUUUUGAAUAUGUCAGAUUUUUGUCUAUGUUUAAAACUGCCUCAAUUUAAAGUGGUGGUCAAGUAAGAUAAUUUGUAUUUAAGUCAUUUAUUUUUAUUAAUAAAACAAGAAAACAGGGAGUUUUUGCCCUAACAAAAUAAUUUGUAUUUUCUUUUUGUAUAUAUUGAAAUUCAUAUUUCAUAAAAAGUGUAUUUUUUGAUCUUUAUUGUCUGAGUGUUCUUCAGACUGCAUUUUGUUGUUUUUUUCUCACAAAUGAUUCUGAACCAUAAAUUCAUUUUUUUCUCCUGAAAACGUUGGGUUUUGUAUUUUUUAAGA
Messenger RNA from Silurus meridionalis, 1902 nucleotides. It is a transcript of the gene myca, whose product is annotated as MYC proto-oncogene, bHLH transcription factor a. Gene Ontology annotation, molecular function: DNA-binding transcription factor activity, RNA polymerase II-specific; RNA polymerase II cis-regulatory region sequence-specific DNA binding; protein dimerization activity. The record is from RefSeq and is a predicted model, not a curated record. NCBI's taxonomy places the organism in Eukaryota, Metazoa, Chordata, Actinopteri, Siluriformes, Siluridae. The transcript is spliced from 3 exons. Gene Ontology annotation, biological process: positive regulation of cell population proliferation; regulation of transcription by RNA polymerase II. Bases 279 to 1475 code for a protein of 398 amino acids.